Messenger RNA from Striga asiatica, 396 nucleotides. NCBI's taxonomy places the organism in Eukaryota, Viridiplantae, Streptophyta, Magnoliopsida, Lamiales, Orobanchaceae. The record is from the annotation of a GenBank genome assembly.
AUGCCUCAGUCUGGCCCACUCAUGCCUGGCAGUUGGAGUGGUCAGCAGUCUGGCCCACUCAUGCCUCAGUCUGGCCCAUUCAUGCCUGGCAGUUGGAGUGGUCAGCAGUCCUUGUCAGUGAGGCCUAGCAGUUCUCCACGUCUCCCGACUAUACGUAUUGUUCGUCGGCGGGACUCCAUUGAGUCGACAGUCAGGAGUUCAAGGCAUGAUGAUGAUGAUGACGACGACGAGCAGGCCUAUGAUGAGGACGAGCAGGCCUAUGAUGAUGACGAGGAGACAUAUGAUGAUGACGAGCAGGCUUAUGAUGAUUACUUUGAUGUAGCUGAGCAGCCACAGACUCAGCCACAGGCACGUCCAGCUAAACGACUCGGCCGACGCUGCCUCAUCUUCAGGUAA